Naegleria fowleri is the source of this 237-nucleotide messenger RNA. RefSeq lists its product as uncharacterized. The record is from RefSeq and is a predicted model, not a curated record. The transcript is spliced from 3 exons. Gene Ontology annotation, molecular function: ATP binding. The coding region runs from base 1 to 237 and encodes 78 amino acids. Gene Ontology annotation, cellular component: membrane. NCBI's taxonomy places the organism in Eukaryota, Heterolobosea, Eutetramitea, Acrasida, Naegleriidae.
AUGUACAAAAUUAUCGGAUGGAACUGGAUACUGGUGUUCAUUGGUAUCAUUGGAGCCAUGGGUGCUGGUGUUAUUCCAUUGUCUUUCCAAUUUCUUAUCGGAGAUCUCAUUAACGUUUUUACACCUGUCCGUGCAGACGGUUCAUUGGUGCCGCCACAAGAAAUGAAAGAUGGUGUCUCCAAGUAUGCCUCCUAUUUUGCAAUUAUUGCUGCUGGUGCAGCUGUUGCAAACUUUUGA